This is a messenger RNA of Solea senegalensis (Senegalese sole), 4738 nucleotides long. RefSeq names its product signal transducer and activator of transcription 6, interleukin-4 induced (gene stat6). Gene Ontology annotation, molecular function: DNA-binding transcription factor activity, RNA polymerase II-specific; RNA polymerase II cis-regulatory region sequence-specific DNA binding. The transcript is spliced from 20 exons. Gene Ontology annotation, biological process: defense response; response to peptide hormone; growth hormone receptor signaling pathway via JAK-STAT. Bases 348 to 2627 code for a protein of 759 amino acids. The record is from RefSeq and is a predicted model, not a curated record. NCBI's taxonomy places the organism in Eukaryota, Metazoa, Chordata, Actinopteri, Pleuronectiformes, Soleidae.
AUGAUCAUGUAUGAACUUGAACGUGAGGGCAGGAAAUAAGGCGCGCUCGUGGUACUGCGCGCACUAACAGGGAAGUGAGACUAACCUACUUUCUGCUGCUGCUUUCCAAACUUCUGUGAAAUCUGCCCCGCGUUUAAAACAUAAAUACACGCCGACUCGGUGAAAAAUCGCGGAGGAUUGUCUGUCUUCCGAGGACAAGUUGGUCAACUUUACAGAGUGUGAUGGAUGUUGAGUAGGACACUGGGAGUUCUCACUGUAGACAGUAGAAAACGAGGAAGAGACAGCCGACCACAACACACAAUAUCAAUGUUUCUGAAAGCAACAGUGAACUGAAGACCUGUUUGACCAUGACUCAGUGGCUGCACAUGUCCCAGAUGAUCCACUGCCUGCCGGAUGAGACCAUCAACAAUCUCUAUCCCCCGCAGGCCUUCCCCAUUGAAGUUAGACAUUUUUUAGCUGAAUGGCUCGAGAACCAAAGAUGGGAGGACUUUGCGCCGGAAAAGGUGGAGCGAGCAAGCCAGGCUAAAGCUCUGUUGGACCAGAUUAUCAGCAUGCUGCAGUCCAUUUCUCAGCAGAAUAGCAACGUGGUGGUCAGGAUGAAGCUGAAGCAGAUUAGCAGGACAUUGACUGGGUUCCAACAGCGGCCUCUACAAUUUGCAGUGCUGGUCAGGGACAUCCUCACGAGGGAGAGGGUUCUUCUCAACACACCAACUCAGGGCCCCAGUCCUCAGCAGUACCCACCACCAUAUGAAAGCAGAGAGUCCUCCUUCCCCAACACGCAGGACGUAGACCACCUGGUCCUGAAGGUGCUGGAGGUCCAGGAAAUCCGACAAAAGAUGCACCAAAUGCAAGAAGAGCUCAACUGGGAGAGACAGAACUAUGAGAGUCUACCAGGGACAAUUCAACAGAACGGAAUGGAUCCGGCACAAUCUGAAAUCCAUAAACUCCAAACCAACAUCCAGCAGCUGGAAUACAAUGUGAAAACAAUGGCCACGAAGCGUUUCCAGCUGCUGCAGGAGUGUGUGGACUGUCUGGACCAGUGUCAGGUACGACUGAUCAGCAGACUGAAAGCAUGGCAGUGGGAGCAGCACAAGGCCACCAUCGGACAUCCUUUUGAUGAAAACCUCACCCCCCUGCAGACUUGGUGUGAGCAGUUACUUGCAGUGAACGGUAAGUUGAGACAGGAAUUGAUGCUGAUUGUGGAACCGAUCCCAGAGCUCCAGGAAAGGCUGGGGAAACUUCAGCAGGUUCUGAUUCAAAGCUCUCUUGUCGUGGAGAAGCAGCCUCCACAGGUCAUUAAGACUCAGUCAAAGUUCUCCACCACUGUGCGAUAUCUGCUGGGGGAGAAAAUUGCUCCAGGGAAACCUGUGGUACUGAAGGCACAGAUCAUUAAUGAACUGCAGGCCAGGAAUCUGGGCAGUGUACCAGGUGAAAAUGUUGGGGAACUGAUCAACAAUACGGCCGUCCUCGAACACAACACAACCAGCAAGAGCACAUGUGCCACCUUCAGGAAUAUGUCCAUUAAGAAGAUUAAGAGGGCUGAUAGGAAAGGAUCAGAGUCUGUGACAGAGGAGAAGUUUGCAUUCCUGUUCUCCGCAGAAAUCACCAUCACUGGCUGUGACACUCCCUACAGGAUACAGACUUUUUCACUGCCGGUGGUUGUGAUUGUCCAUGGAAGUCAGGACAACAACGCUCUGGCCACUAUCAUAUGGGACUGUGCUUUUUCGGAACCAGACAGAGUUCCAUUUAUAGUGCCCGAGCGUGUUCCCUGGAGGAUGAUGUACAGCACGCUCAACAGCAAAUUCACGUCUGAGGUGCAGACACAGCACAACCUGGACCACUUCAACCAACACUUCCUGGCCCAGAAGAUAUUUGACAAGUCUGACUUUGUCGACGACUUCAGCAACAUGAUGGUUUCCUGGGCCCAGUUUAAUAAGGAGGUUCUGCCAAGUCGAUCGUUCACCUUUUGGCAGUGGUUUGAAGGAGCAAUGGACCUGACCAAGAAGCACCUGAAAACCUACUGGAGUGAAGGGCUGAUAUUUGGCUUCAUUGGGAAGCAGCAUCUACACCUGAUUCUCCAAGACAGGCCCAAUGGGACGUUCUUACUUCGCUUUAGUGACUCUGAGAUUGGAGGCAUCACCAUUGCAUAUGUUUCUGCUUCUGAGAAUGGGGGCCAGAAAAUUCAGAACAUUCAGCCAUUCACCAAGAGAGAUCUUGAGAUCCUUAGCCUCGGCGAUCGCAUCCGUGACAUCAAUCACAUAACGUACCUGUAUCCUGAAUUUCCCAAACAUGAAGCUUUCAAAAAGUUCUACUCAGAGCCUCAAAUGUCACCCAGUGGGGGUUAUAUUCCUGUGUCCUUGCAUACUAAAGUGGGCACGGAUCCUGGCUCAGCCACAGCUGCACCUCCCCUUGUGACGCCUGAUAACCCCUGCAGUUCCACGUUCCCUGUGAAUCCGUUCUGUCAGCCGUUCAGUCCGACAGACUCUAUUACUCCAUUAGAAGGGAUGGACACCACAGCUAAUCCUGAAGAGUUCGUCACCUCUCCUGUUGGUUUUCCAGAACACAUUCCCACAGGAGACAAUAUGGACCUAGAGUUAGAAACUAUUCUCCAGAACCUGAAUAAUUAAGAAGACUUCCCAUCAACUCUGUUUUGGGAGUGCAGAUGUCAAACAGUCUCAAUAUCAAGACAGCCAUUCUUGCUCCACUUUCAUUUUCCAUCUUCAGCUUCAUUUGGCUUUGAGUGAAAACUUUUUGGAGACAAUUGUGGGACUCUCUGGGAAGAAGGAAAUUAAUUUACAGCAAAGAACUGAGAGCAAACCAGGUGAAAAAGUUCUGUCAUUGCUGUUUGUCAGCCUUUGUUGCACUCAGACCUUUGUUUUUUGUUUUUUUUACUGAUUUCCUGAUGGCAAUGUUGUUGAUGCCUUUGUAAAUGUUGCUUGCUUUUCAUAAAAUAGGUGAAAUAAUACAAUAACCAAUUGUACGUGAUGAUUAACAGUGAGGUUCAUUGAAAGGAAAAAGCACAUCACCACAGCUGAGAGUGAGCCAGAUUAUUUUUGAUGCUAUACAAUUUUGUUGUCGCGUAUUUUGUUCAUUUGCCGUUUUUCACUGUAUAUAAAGCUUUGGUAAGUCACUAUUGUAUGUCACAGUAAUAAACAGUAUGCAUGCUUUAUAUUAGUAACUCAAAUAUGGGUCAGUCGGGUCAGUGUAUGAGACGUACCUUUGGUGUCAAAGUAUUAAUCAAAGUAAUGAUUGAGCUGUUUCGUACAACAGAGUAUCAGGGCUACAUGGAGAAAAAAGAAAUUCAUGAAUAAAGUCGUAAAUUUACGAGUUUAUUCUCAGAAUUUUACGACUUUAUUUUUUUUCUCAAUGUGGCCCUAAUACUCCUAACAUAGUUUUGUGUUCUCAGAGCUGGGUAGUAUAUUUUUUUUAAAAAUAGCUUUUACGCGAGUUGAGUACUUAAUAGUAAAGACAUGAUUGUACACUUCAUUUUAAAUCUUACAAUAUUAAUCCGACAUGGGUGCAUUAUCUUUACUUCACGGGUCUUUACAUUUAAUGUUCUGAUUUUAGAAACUGUUUUACUUGUGUCUUAAUGUAAAUCAAAAUCACACUUUCCCCUAAACUAAGUUCAUGUUUUAAAGGUUUGCACUACCUACCAUCACUGUCAGUUAUGGGCAUGUCAUUAUUGAACUAUAUAACACAUACACUACUGUGCAAAAGUCUCAGGGCAUCACUGGUUGUGUUGUCUUUAUGUCUGUCUGUCAUUCUGUCAUCAUUGCCAUUUGGAUAAGAAUGAUGUGAAGUUGGUCUUAUAUAUUAACAAGCUGUUAGGUCAUGAUCAAGCAUGUCUUGUAUAAACCUGGCACAUCAGUUUUUCACAGCAGAUGAAAUAGUAGGAUAAACACAGGUUUUGCCAGUAGCAUUAAUUAGGGUCCCCUUCCAUAUUCAAGAGUGUCAGGGUCAUGCUUUUGUUCCAGUCUAAGGACAGGUCAUAAUAAAUAAUUUUUAACAUUUAGAAGCUGUUUUUUUCCCUGAAAGUUUUCUUAUUUUAAAACUGCAUACAUCACUCACUCACUCACUCACUCAUCUCCUACCACUUUAUCCUUCACAUGAGGGUCUCAGAGGCACUCGUGCCAAUCCCAGCUGACAUAGGACGAAAGGACAGGUUGCCAUUUCAUCACAGGGUCGCAUAGAGACAAACAUCCACUCUCACAUUCACACCUACGGUCAAUUUAGAGUGUCCAUCUGCAUGUUUUUGGACUGUGGGAGGAAACCGGAGAACCCAUAGAAAGCCCACGCAGACACAGUGAAAACAUGCAAAGGCCAAACUGUUUACGUGUUUCCCAUAUUAUCUGUAUGUGUUCCAAUAAAGUCAUUGAGAACUAAUGAUACUGUAUGCUCAUAAUAGCGUUGCUAAACAACAACUGUAAUGGUGACCUAAGACUUUUGCACAGUGCCGUCGUGUGUUGGACGUAACACAUGCUCUUUAGCUGAUGAUGCUCUCAAGUGUCGAUUAUCUCUGUGGUAAAUCAACACAAGGCUACUAUUACAGAUCUUGGGCAAUCUUUUUGUGGCAAGUUUUGGAAACACAGUAGAAUAUCCUACAAUCAGUUGCAGAUAUAUGAAUUGCAGCCUUUACACAGAAAUAACUUUUGAGUGCCAAAUGAUUAUGUACUGCAAGUUCUCAGAAAUGUGCUUACAACUUCUUUGAUAUAUACAGUUGUAAAUCUCAUCAAACAUC